Messenger RNA from Mercenaria mercenaria, 1353 nucleotides. RefSeq lists its product as uncharacterized. Bases 1 to 1353 code for a protein of 450 amino acids. Lineage: Eukaryota; Metazoa; Mollusca; Bivalvia; Venerida; Veneridae. Gene Ontology annotation, molecular function: nucleic acid binding. The record is from RefSeq and is a predicted model, not a curated record. The transcript is spliced from 5 exons.
AUGGAAAGUGUAAGUGGUGAGAAAGGAGUUAAGGAACUGCUGGAAGAGGGUACGCCAAUUGAAUAUUUGGAAGGAGAUGGAGACAAUACCCUCAUUGCUCGUCUGAAAUCAAACUUAAAUUUGACAAUGAAAAAACGAUUUGAUAGAAAUCAUGUUGUGAAAAAUAUUGGCAAACGUUUGUACAUGUUACAUGGAGAGAAAGGAGUGAAACUGAGUAAAAAUGUUAUCGUUCACAUUCAGAAAUGUCUGAAGUACGUGUUUGCUAAAAAUCAAAGUGAUGACACUGGAAUGAAAGAAAAUCUCAGAGCAAUUAUACCACAUCAGUUUGGGGAUCACUCAUUGUGUCAGCCAAGGUUUUGUGGAUAUAAGAGAAAGCCAGGAUCAUUGUAUUCACACAGAAGUCUUCCUUAUAAGGCCCCUCUUAAAGAUAACAAUCUACGAUCAAGGCUGGAGAGCAUUUUUCAACCUAUCAUAUCAAAUGCCGAACAGUACUCCGACCUUGGGUCCAGUCAGCAAUGUGAACAUGCGAAUAGGGAAGUUCACUACAGUGCACACACAAAAGCUGGGUUAUCACCUGGAGUUCACACAAUCAGAUAUGCAGAAAAAUGUGCCAAAAGUAGAAAGCGGUCAUCUGAUCUGUCACAGUUACCAUCCACCAAACGUCGGCGCCUUAUCUUGAAACAAGAGCGGGCUACCACUCAGGGUGCUCAAGAAGCUCUAGAAGGAGUGUCUUAUCAAUCAGGUAUUGGUCAUGAGCAAGAUAUUGAUAUAGAGAAAAUCCCUGAUGCAGUUCCCAGAGGAGAUUUCAAACUUGUGACCUAUAUUCAACAUGACAAACCAACACUUGUUAUGGUCGACUUGGAAACCACUGAUCUAAUUCGUGGCAGUAUCAUUCCUCAUAUAACACAAAUUUCUGCUGUAGACUAUGAUUCUGGAGAUACCUUUGAUCAGUAUGUUGUCCCAAAGAUGCCAAUCACAACAACUGCUCAACAAGUGACUGGAAUUGUUAUAUGUGGUUCAAACUUGACUGUUAAUGGAAGUCCAGUACAAUCAUUGCCUAUAAAGGAGACAUUAGAACGUUUUUUGUUCCAUAGAGAGAAAGCUAGAAAUAUCAGGAGCCUGGAUGUGCUUAUUUCUAGCAGUGUAUGCAAAGCUGCGACUGCGAAGAACAUAGCAGGGUCUGGUCUAAAUCUGUCUCGUCUGCAGAGAAUUUACAGUCGUGACGGGGAAGAUGGGUUACAGAAUACUUUUACAGUGAAAAAUAGUGAAGGUCAACCUAGAGUGACAAGCUCGAAACGUGUAUUGGAGACUGUUAUCCCAAAACUGGCUGACUUCCUUAAAAAACGAGAGUGA